Candidula unifasciata is the source of this 312-nucleotide messenger RNA. NCBI's taxonomy places the organism in Eukaryota, Metazoa, Mollusca, Gastropoda, Stylommatophora, Geomitridae. The record is from the annotation of a GenBank genome assembly.
GAAGUCACGAUGAUGAUGGAAUUGCCAAGUGGUGGUCAUGCUGAUGGCAGAAGACAGGGAGACUCAUACUUUCAGAUUCUGGGACUGUCAACUGAGAAGCCACUAGUCAAGAUUAAUGGGCAUUUGUUCACCGGACAGUUCACAGACACCCUUGGUUCACAUUUGUUUUUGGAAGUGGAGGAAAAGCCAGGUGCUAAAGCGACCAAGGACUCUUCACAAAGAAACAGCAAGCAGAUCAAGUCUGUGACUGUCACUAACAAAUAUCUCAAACUGGAGCCUGUUUACUUGGAUCCGAAAAAAGAUGCUGAGUAA